AUGGGAUGCGGCGGGGCGGUUGGCGGCGGCGGUGAGCGUAUGGAGGAGGACGAGGCAGGGGCGUCGACGUCGACGUCGUCGUCGUCGUCGCCGCCGCCGCCGCCCAUCGCGCAGCUGGGCUACGACCAGGUCCUCUCCAUCCUCCGUCUGCUCCCGCCCGAGGCCGUGCUCUCCUUCGCCGCCACCUGCCGCGCGUUCCGAGCCUGGGCCUCCUCGGACGCGCUCUGGGAGGCGCUGUGCCGCCGCGACUGGGGCGCCCGCGCCGCCGCCGCGCUCGCCGAGCGCCGGCGCGACCGCCACGGCGGCGGCGGUGGCGGCCUGCAGGCGCCGUGGCGGAGGGUCUACGCCGAGGUCGCCAGGCUCGGCGCCCUGUCCGCGCGCCGCGUCCCUGUCAGGGGCGCCUCGCCGCGGCCCCGCGCGUCGCACUCGCUCAACCUCGUCGCCGGCUGGCUCGUGCUCUUCGGCGGCGGCUGCGAGGGAGGUCACCAUCUUGAUGAUACUUGGGUGGCUUAUGCUGGAACUGGAGCUGGAAAUAGACCGCCUGCUAUACUUAGCUGGCAGCAAUUAGCCUCUGGCACUCCAGGUGGUCGAUUCAGUCAUUCAUGCACUCUAGUUGGUGACACAUUAGUCUUGUUUGGUGGAAUCACAGAUCAGGGGCAGCGCUUGAAUGAUACAUGGAUAGGUCAAAUUAUCUGUGAAGAGCAUCGAAGGAUGCGGAUCUCAUGGAGACUGCUGGAGGUAGGUCCGCUUGCACCACCUCCUCGUGGAGCUCAUGCAGCCUGCUGUGUGGAUGACAAGUUUAUUGUAAUUCAUGGUGGGGUAGGGCUCUAUGGCAGCCGGCUUGGUGAUACAUGGCUUCUUGAUCUCUCAAAUGGCCUCCAAUCUGCCAGUUGGCAUCAAAUAGGCAACACAUGGCCUUUGCCUCCACCUCGUUCUGGUCACUCUUUAACUUGGAUUGGUGGUACACGCAUGGUAUUAUUUGGUGGUAGAGGAUCAGAAUUUGAGGUUCUUAAUGAUGUCUGGCUGUUUGAUAUUAGUGAUCGAUACCCCAAAUGGAAGGAACUAAAGUAUGACUUGUCUAGUGCUCUUGGUGAACUUCCUUUUCCACGGGUUGGGCAUUCAGCAAUACUUGCCUUGGGUGGCAAGGUCCUUGUGUAUGGCGGGGAGGACUCACAAAUGCGUCGAAAGGAUGACUUUUGGAUCUUGGAUACACCAGCUCUACUUCAGUACGAGUCAGGUUCCAAGAAAAUGACCAAAAAGAUGUGGAAAAAACUAAGAAUUGAUGGUCAGUGCCCAAAUUACCGAUCCUUCCAUGGGGCAUGUGUAGAUACUUCUGGUUGCUGUGUGUAUAUUUUUGGUGGAAUGGUUGAUGGCCUUGUACACCCUGCAGAAACCUGGGGUUUGAGAUUUGAUGGGCAUCUGUAUCAAGUGGAGCUUCUGCUACAUCUCUAG
Messenger RNA from Miscanthus lutarioriparius, 1452 nucleotides. The record is from the annotation of a GenBank genome assembly. NCBI's taxonomy places the organism in Eukaryota, Viridiplantae, Streptophyta, Magnoliopsida, Poales, Poaceae.